Molecule: messenger RNA, 957 nt
Organism: Camelina sativa (false flax)
Lineage: Eukaryota; Viridiplantae; Streptophyta; Magnoliopsida; Brassicales; Brassicaceae
Source: RefSeq, a predicted model, not a curated record
ACUAACAAAAACAAAAAGAAUAAAGAUGGGAAUCAUUGGUAAGAGUGUUUCUCUAACUCUCUUAGCACUUUUGUGCUUCAGUUCCUCUGUUUUCACCUUAGGAGUGAAUCAACCUGGUUUAGCUCCCGAUCACCUUACCCUACCACCAUCCCCCCCACCGGUCAAAGCUCCAAUCAAACUACCUACACUCCCACCGACCAAAGCUCCCAUCAAACUACCAGCUCUUCCACCGGCCAAAGCUCCGAUCAAACUACCAACUCUUCCACCGGCCAAAGCUCCGAUUAAGCUACCAACUCUUCCACCAGCCAAAGCUCCGAUCAAGCUACCAACCCUCCCACCGACCAAAGCUCCGAUCAAGCCUCCGGUUCUCCCACCUCUUUCCCCUCCUAAGUUCAACAGGACUCUAGUGGCCGUGCGUGGUUUGGUCUACUGCAAACCAUGCAAGUACGCUGGUGUCAACACCCUCAUAGGCGCCAAACCCGUUAAAGAUGCUGUGGUGAGACUUGUGUGCAAGAACAAGAAGAGCUCAAUAUCCGAGACAAAGACGGACAAGAACGGAUACUUCAUGUUCUUGGCCCCUAAGACGGUGACCAGCUAUGGUAUCAAAGGUUGCCGAGCUUUCCUCGUGAAGUCGCCGGACGCCAAAUGCAGCAAAGUGUCGACGCUCCACGGUGGAGACAAGGGGGCCUAUCUAAAGCCGGUCGUGAAACCAGGAAAUUCCACAACCAUCAUUAACAAGUUCACGUACGGUAUUUACAAUGUCGGUCCAUUCGCAUUCGACCCUGCCUGCCCCAAAUGAGAUGUUUUUAAUAAUAACUAGCCAAACUUUGAUUGUGGCUCAAACACAAUUUAGUGAUUGUGUUACAUGUAUCGGAUUUGGGUUUCUUUGUAUGGGCUUUUAUGUUAGUGUCUUUCUAAUUUGCUUCUUUAAUAAAAAAAGUGACGUUUAGAUGUUAA